Molecule: messenger RNA, 3098 nt
Organism: Prorocentrum cordatum
Lineage: Eukaryota; Dinophyceae; Prorocentrales; Prorocentraceae
Source: the annotation of a GenBank genome assembly
AUGGAGAGCACCACGAGGUUGGCGCCCGGCCGCGGGGAUGGGUGCUGCGACCAGGACAGCCGAUGGGGCGGGACAAGGGGCAUGUGCUUCAGGCCAGAGGCCGUAGAGCCGAAUUGGUCGCACGUGGGCGCCGGCAACGGUGGCUACGAGAAGGUAGAGACAUACAACUACGUCGGCGAGGGCGCCGGCUCCUACGCCAAGGACGCCUUGGGCCAGCACGUCGUCUACGGGUGGCGGCUGCGGAGCUGCUGCCUCUUCCUCCUGUGCAGCGCCGUGCUGCUGGCGCUCUGCGUGGUCCUCGCCCCCUGGCUCGAGGCCCUCUGGACAGACGUGCUGCCGGGCCUGCUGCCAGGAGCAGGGCCAGAAGGCGACGGCAUCAUCAAUCCCGCCGCGGGCCAGAGCGGCAGCCUCACGGGGAACGCCACGCAGGGCCUCCAGGACGGCGUCGGAGGUGGCAGCACGGGUGUCUGCACCGCUGCCGGGAAGGACUGCAGCAGCACAAAGUGCUGCAUCAACCAGUCGAUGAGGUGCUUCGAGAAGAACCAGCACUGGGCGGGAUGCAGGGCGUCGUGCAGCCCAGGCAUAUUCCUGGAGGACCCGCCGCAGCACAGGACCCGCUGGAACUGCCUGCUUGUCGACAGCAAAGGCGCUCAGGGCCUCCUCGAUGGCCCUGGCAGCACGGCCACCUUGCCCGCGACCGCUCCGUCAUCGACUCCGUCGCCUUUCGAGCCGUGGCCGAAGGUGCUCGCGGAGGGCGAUGACUGCCUCCUCGACGGCAGCGCCGGCACGUGCGCCGCGGGGCUGACGUGCAGUCCCGGGCUGGGGAACCCGACGUGUAUGAGGGAUAUGAUUGCCUCGACUCCAGCGAGCGAGGCUGCCCCCGAUGCUCCGGUGGAGACCGCCACUACUCCCGACAAGGUGACCACGAAGACGACCGAGGACGUCACAGUAGGGGAGAAGACGCUGAUGUUGGAACAGACGAUUGGCAUUGUCGUCGGGAGCACUGUCACCAUCAGCAGCGCUGGGGUUUCAGAAAGCGGGACUAUUGCUGGACUGGAAGACGGAGUGAUUACUCUCGAGAACCCUUGGGCUAAUUCUUACCCGUCCGGCUCUGACAUCGUCAUUGUGCAGCAGGAGGACGACGCCGUGGAUGAUGAUUCUGGCAUCGAGCCUGGCUUCCAGAAGUCCAAUCACUUCACCACGGUGAGGGGCGCGAUCCCAGCAGGGGUGACCGAGCUCCCAGUCUUGACGUACAGGGGGUUCGCCGUCGGCGACAGCAUCCUCAUUGAAAACCUCGGCGCGCCCCCUGGCGAGCAGAAGGAGAUCACCGCCGUGAGCAAAACGGCGGAUGAACCCAAGCUCGUUGUUCGCACGCCCACCGGGCAGGCCUACGCUGGAGAGGCGAGAGUCACGCUGCUGGGGUCGCAGGCGAUGCCGGAGCUCGCACAAGACAGGGCGAUGGCAUUCGAAGAUGGGCUCGACCUCCCAACGUCCCCCACUGAGGACGCCGAGGCGGGCAUGAUGCCGAUGGCGAUGGCAUUCGAAGAUGGGCUCGACGCUCCCGCGUCCCCCAAGGAGGACACUGAGGCGAUGCCGACGGCGCCAGCGACGCGAGCAGGGAAAGGAAGACGCCACGGUGAGCUUCCGAAAGACAGCCCUGAAGACUUCCCGGAGCCACCGGAUGACGGAAAGAAGUUCGACUGCGCGCAGGGCUUCGAGAAUUGGGACGCGGGCUGGGCCGACGACAAGAAGUACUACUGUUGCAAGUACUACGGCCGUGGAUGCCCCCCCGUAGAAACUACGACGCCCAAGCACGACUGCGCGGCCGACUUCGAAGACUGGGAGACCAAGUGGAACAGCGACAAGCAGUACUAUUGCUGCAAGUAUUAUGGCCGUGCCUGCCCGGACGCACCAUCCGUCUGCGACACAAAGUGCGAGCACCAGGGCGCCACCCUGACCUGCAGCGAGCGCGUCCAGUACGCCGCCACGCACCAGUUCCGCGGUCAGCCCGAGGCCUGCCCCCAGGCCCACGAGCAGGUGCUCGAGGAGUGCCGUGUCUGCGAGGAGUGCCCCCUGGAGGAGACGGGCUGCGAGAAAAAGCAGGGCGAGUUCCCCUACGACUGCGACCGGGACUUCGAGACGUGGCAGGAGUCCUGGUCUCCCGGCGAGCAGCGAUGGUGCUGCGACAACUUUGGAAAAGGGUGCCCAGGCCCCACAUCCGCCGAGCAUCUGCCAGCGUGCGCCACAGACUGCGUCCACGACGACGGCACCACGAAGACGUGCGGCGAGUGGAUCCAGGCCGUGGCCGCCGAGGACUUCCAGGGCCGUGCGGGGUCGUGCGAGAGCGCCCUCGACCAGGUCCUGAAGGACUGCCCGGUGUGCACCGUCUGCAGCCUCGAGGCGUCGGGGUGCGCGGACGCCCCGCUGGGCGGCGGCGGGCCGCCCGCCCCGCCCGACGGCGCCGCGGCCGAGGCUGCGCCAGGCUCGCCCGCCGUGCCCGACGCCGAAGCCGAGGCCGCGCUGGGCCAGGGCGUCGCCUCGGAGGCUGGCACCGUGAGCGGCUCUGGGCCGGGCGGGAGCGCCGCCGCUGUCGAGAGUCAGGACGUGGUCCUGCUGCUGCAGGGCAGCGACGGCGCCAACCUCUCCGCCCAGCUCGACCUCGCGAGCUUCCUGCUGGCCAACUCCAGCGAGCAGGUGCGCUACGGGAUCAUAGCCUACGGCGCCAGCUCUCAGGUGCUGGCCGGCCUGCAGGACGGCAGGGCCGAGGCCGCCGCGGCGCUGGCCGCCGCCGCCGCGCCCGGCGGGGACCCGGACCUCGCGCAGGGCAUCGUGGCCGCGGACAGGAUGCUGGCGAGCCAGAGCACCGGGAGCCGCAAGCAGGUGUUGCUGGUGCUGUCGGACGGCGUGCCGACCACCUUCAGCCGCGCCCGCACCGCCCUCCACGAGCUGGAGCAGACGGGGGUACGCCCCGUGCUAGGCCUGGCCGACGGCUACCACGGCGACUCACGCCAGCGCGCGUGCCGGCUCGUGGGCGAGCCCUGCGCGGCGUACGUCGAGGCGGUCAGCGGGUGGUCCUACAUGGCCUCGGACCCGCGCAG